GAUUUGUUUGUUGUUGAUAAGCUGGAACCUGCUCUUGGGUUAGAUUCAUUUCCUGCAAGUCAUCCUCUAUAUUUCGAGUUAAACAAUCCAUCAGAUGUUAUGGAGGUUUUCAAUCCUGUGACAUAUGACAAAGGGGCCUCGCUUAUUGCCAUGAUCAUUGCCCUGAUGGGAGAGAAGAACUUCGAGAAAGGAGUCAAGCGUUUCCUCAAGAACUACUCAUACGGUAACGCAGAUUCGGAAGAUUUUUGGGAUGCGUUGGAGAACGCUGGUUCCAAAACCAAAGGGCCGAAUGGAGAAGCUCUGAAUAUUUCAGAAUUCGCCGCACAAUGGACUACACAGGUGGGUUUUCCGCUUGUGACCGUGGAAGCCAAGAACUCUUCUGCUUUUGAAAUCACUCAAACUCGAUUCAAAAUGAGCCCAAAUUCGUCGUAUUUCAAAGAGUAUCAGACACCGGAAUAUGGCUUCAAAUGGGAUAUUCCUAUAUGGUACCAAGUGGGUGACGAACCGAUGAAGUUUGCUUGGUUAACUAGA
Ostertagia ostertagi is the source of this 531-nucleotide messenger RNA. NCBI's taxonomy places the organism in Eukaryota, Metazoa, Nematoda, Chromadorea, Rhabditida, Trichostrongylidae. The record is from the annotation of a GenBank genome assembly.